Messenger RNA from Cottoperca gobio, 2258 nucleotides. It is a transcript of the gene eef1a1a, whose product is annotated as eukaryotic translation elongation factor 1 alpha 1a. The transcript is spliced from 8 exons. Gene Ontology annotation, biological process: translational elongation. Bases 208 to 1596 code for a protein of 462 amino acids. Lineage: Eukaryota; Metazoa; Chordata; Actinopteri; Perciformes; Bovichtidae. The record is from RefSeq and is a predicted model, not a curated record. Gene Ontology annotation, molecular function: GTP binding; translation elongation factor activity; GTPase activity.
AAACUCUCUUUACAAUAACUUCUCCUGGUCCCUCGUUGUGAGGCUGUAGAACAGCGGGUGCGCGCAAUUACGCAACACCCCCGCCUGUCCUGUGAGCUAUAACCGGAUCAGCGUCUCUCCUCAGCCUCUCAGGUCCUGCACACAAACUGACACCGGCCAUCUCUAAGCUGACAGACUGCCUCGUGACUUCAGCCGGCUCCAGUCACCAUGGGAAAGGAGAAACAACACAUCAACAUUGUCGUGAUCGGCCAUGUGGACUCUGGCAAGUCCACCACCACGGGCCACCUCAUCUACAAGUGUGGGGGCAUCGACAAGAGAACCAUCGAGAAGUUUGAAAAAGAAGCCGCUGAGAUGGGGAAGGGGUCGUUCAAGUACGCCUGGGUGCUGGACAAGCUGAAGGCAGAAAGGGAGCGUGGCAUUACCAUCGACAUCUCGCUGUGGAAGUUCGAAACCAGCAAGUACUAUGUGACCAUCAUCGACGCCCCGGGUCACAGGGACUUCAUCAAGAACAUGAUCACCGGGACCUCCCAGGCUGAUUGUGCCGUGCUGAUUGUGGCGGCUGGCGUGGGAGAGUUCGAGGCCGGUAUCUCCAAGAAUGGACAGACCCGCGAGCACGCCCUCCUGGCCUACACUCUGGGAGUAAAGCAGCUCAUUGUGGGCAUCAACAAGAUGGACUCCACCGAGCCAAACUACAGCCAGAAGCGCUACGAGGAAAUUGUGAAGGAAGUGAGCACCUACAUCAAGAAGAUCGGCUACAAUCCGGACACCGUUGCCUUUGUGCCCAUUUCCGGCUGGAAUGGAGACAACAUGCUUGAGCCCAGCCCGAACAUGACAUGGUUUAAGGGGUGGAAGAUCAGUAGGAAAGAUGGCAAUGCAUCAGGGACCACACUACUGGAGGCUCUGGAUGCCAUCCAGUCCCCCAGCCGUCCAACAGACAAACCUCUACGUCUGCCGCUGCAGGAUGUCUACAAGAUAGGAGGUAUUGGUACAGUGCCUGUAGGCCGCGUGGAGACGGGCAUACUCAAGCCUGGCAUGGUGGUGACCUUUGCCCCCGUCAACGUGACUACCGAGGUGAAGUCUGUGGAGAUGCACCAUGAGGCGCUGAACGAGGCCCUCCCCGGCGACAACGUGGGCUUCAACGUCAAGAAUGUGUCCGUUAAGGAUAUUCGCCGUGGCAACGUGGCUGGCGACAGCAAGAACGACCCGCCGCAGGAAGCAGCCAACUUCACUGCUCAGGUGAUCAUCCUGAACCACCCGGGCCAGAUCAGUGCAGGUUAUGCUCCUGUGCUGGACUGUCACACUGCUCACAUCGCCUGCAAGUUUGCGGAGCUCAAGGAAAAGAUUGAUCGCCGCUCUGGCAAGAAGCUGGAGGACAACCCCAAGUUCCUCAAGUCUGGAGAUGCUGCCAUUGUGGAUAUGAUUCCAGGCAAGCCAAUGUGCGUUGAGAGCUUCUCCGAGUACCCGCCACUUGGUCGCUUUGCGGUGCGUGACAUGCGUCAGACUGUGGCCGUCGGCGUGAUCAAGGCCGUGGAGAAGAAGCUCUCUUCCACUGGUAAAGUUACCAAGUCCGCCCAGAAGGCCCAGAGGACCAAAUGAAUGUUGUGCAUCUCUGCCGACCCCAAGGUCUCCCAGGGCAGGACAUCGGUCAUCCAAAUGCAUUCUUCAAUUGGCUGCUUCAACUUAAUAAUCAAAGACUGGUUAAUCAUCACAAUGCAUCGGAAAAGCAUUCGAAGGAAAGAAAAACAUUUAGAUUUUAAGUCCUUUAGGCGACACUCCUGACUCCAUUUCAGUGGUUAGAUUAUUAUUUACAAUGUAAUAAACGGAUAGUUUAAAUGUGCACGGUCCAUUUGGUUCAUGGCAAUAUUGACCUGUGAUAUUGAACAUUUAGAGGCACUGAAACGUUCCGCAGGCACCGGUCUCUUUACAUGGUACAUGUUGUCUUGCUUUUGGUGUUUUCUUUCUCAACUACAUGGUGCUCUGUAGGAGCAAGAUGUUAAAGCUACAUUCUUCCGAGUAGUAGAUAAGUAGAACGUUGUGAUUGUUGUGUUAAGCUAUAAAAAGCACUUAAAACAAAUGGGUCGAAAUGUGUCCUUCCCGAGGGACACCGAGUACACCACCUGUUCAGUCUUCAAGCACUUUGAUUGGCGUUUUGCUAACUUUGCACUUGCACUGGAGAAGCUUCAAUUGGCACAAGCUACUGCACCUUACUGUAAGAUGGCAUGAGCCUCUUUGCAACAUUAAACAUGUUUCAACCAGAA